UUGCGCAUGGCCACGGUAACAUCACGAUGCUCUUUAAGCGACACUGCGGCCGCGGACAGUAUAAAGAGCGUUGCCGUUGAAUACUUACCUACAUACAAGACAGUCCACCUGAGCGUAAGAAUGGCAGCACCUUCAAACGGGAUUACAGCCGACCCUUUAGUCGCGGCGAUCGAUCAGGGUACCAGUUCGACGAGAUUCCUGGUUUUCAACCCAAAGACGGCAGAGUUGAUCAGUCACCAUCAGGUGGAGAUCAGCCAGAGCUUUCCAAAAGAAGGCUGGGUGGAGGAGGAUCCUAUGGAGAUCCUUCAGUCUGUACAUGACUGCAUAGAGAGGACAUGUGAAAAACUCACCCAACUCCAGAUAGACAUAUCCAGCAUCAAAGCAAUUGGCGUGACCAAUCAGAGGGAGACUACACUGGUUUGGGACAAAGAGACUGGAAAACCACUGUACAAUGCUAUUGUUUGGUUGGACUUGCGUACACAAUCAACCGUGGAAAGACUGAUCGACAAAGCACCUGGCAAGGACAAGAACCAUCUGAAGCAUAAGACUGGCCUGCCCAUCAGUACGUACUUCAGCGCGGUGAAGCUGCGCUGGCUGCUGGACAAUGUGAAGGAGGUGGCAGAAGCCGUCUUCUCUCACAGGGCUAUGUUUGGCACUGUGGACUCCUGGAUCAUUUGGUGUUUGACUGGAGGGAAGAGCGGAGGUGUUCACUGCACAGACGUGACCAAUGCCAGCCGUACCAUGCUCUUCAACAUACACACACUGGAGUGGGACUCUGAGCUCUGCAAGUAUUUUGAUGUUCCUGUUGAAAUUCUACCUGAUGUGAGGAGCUCUUCAGAAAUAUACGGGAUCAUGAAAUCAGGCUCCUUGACUGGUGUGCCUAUUUCAGGGUGUUUAGGUGACCAGUCCGCUGCCCUCGUGGGACAGAUGUGUUUUAAAGUCGGCCAAGCCAAAAACACGUACGGAACUGGUUGUUUUCUGCUCUGUAAUACUGGUGUAAAGCCUGUGCUGUCAGAUCACGGCCUGCUAACAACCAUUGCAUAUAAAAUGGGGCGGGACAAACCUGCUUUUUAUGCGCUUGAGGGCUCAGUUGCAAUAGCAGGAGCAGUAGUGAGAUGGCUAAAGGACAAUAUGGGAAUUAUCCAGUCUUCCCAAGAGUUAGAGAAGCUUGCGUCUGCAGCCGGAUCAUCCUACGGUUGCUAUUUUGUUCCGGCAUUUUCGGGGCUGUACGCCCCCUACUGGGAGCCAAGUGCAAGAGGGAUAAUCUGUGGCCUGACUCAGUUUACCAACAGGAGUCACUUGGCCUUUGCUGCACUUGAAGCUGUUUGCUUUCAGACUCGAGAAAUCCUGGAUGCUAUGAAUCAGGACAGUGGCGUUCCACUGACUCAGCUGCAGGUUGAUGGAGGAAUGACCUCCAACCGAUUACUGAUGCAACUACAGUCUGAUAUUCUCUGCAUUCCUGUAGUGAGGCCGACGAUGUCGGAGACCACUGCACUGGGGGCAGCGAUGGCUGCAGGAGCGGCGGAGGGGGUCAACGUUUGGGACCUGACCUCUGACAGCCUGACCUCUUUGCCCUCAGAGAAAUUCCAACCUAAGAUCAACCUUGAGGAGAGCGAGUUUCGCUAUGCAAGAUGGAAGAAAGCUGUCCAGAGAUCUAUGAACUGGGAGACCACAGAGAUGGUUGACAAUGGAAAAGCCCUCUCCUUCACAGGCCACUGAUCCCGACCAGAACCAGACCCCAUCAGACCUGAUCCCAAACAGAACCAUUCUACCAGACCCCAUCAGACCUGACACCAAACAGAACCAUUCUCCAUCAGACCUGAUCCCGAACAGAACCAUUCUCCAUCAGACUUGAUCCCGAACAGAACCAGACCCCAUCAGACCUGAUCCCAAACAGAACCAUUCUACCAGACCCCAUCAGACCUGACACCAAACAGAACCAUUCUCCAUCAGACCUGAUCCCGAACAGAACCGUUCUCCAUCAGACCUGAUCCCAAACAGAACCAGACCCCAUCAGACCUGAUUUGGGACAUAACCUUUCCCCAUCAACCCUGAUUUGGGACAGAACCAUUCUCCAUCAGACCUGGCAGUGGUGAUGAUGGUGGUGGUGG
This is a messenger RNA of Chanos chanos (milkfish), 2111 nucleotides long. RefSeq names its product glycerol kinase. The transcript is spliced from 19 exons. Lineage: Eukaryota; Metazoa; Chordata; Actinopteri; Gonorynchiformes; Chanidae. Gene Ontology annotation, molecular function: glycerol kinase activity. The record is from RefSeq and is a predicted model, not a curated record. The coding region runs from base 7 to 1719 and encodes 570 amino acids. Gene Ontology annotation, biological process: triglyceride metabolic process; glycerol metabolic process; phosphorylation. Gene Ontology annotation, cellular component: mitochondrion.